UCCCUGUAGACGAGUAUGGCAUCGAGGUCUGUCCCCGGCGCGCGGUGAGCGCGGAGCAGGCGAGGGGCGGAGGCCGCGCACAGGCGCGGGGACAGCGCGGGGUCGCGGUACAACAGCUUGGAGCCCCGGAACCCCACUACUAGGAUGUAGUGACCCGUGUAACUGCCUCCGAAACAACGUCUGCAGAGGUCACAGACGAGCAGCGUGGCGUCGACGAGCAGUAUGGCGGGCCCGGCCGAGCCCACGUGGGCCCGCAGCGCGCCGUACUGCAUCGACUGUUGGACCACGCGCACGCCGCGGGACGUCGCCUCCGCGAACCGACGUAACACUCGGUCACGGUCCUGAUACAAAAUUACCACAUUGGGGCAGAAGCAUCAGGACACAGGACACUCCGCAGUCCCAAUUGUAGCGUUGUUGGUAAUGCUCAACAUUGUGCUCCACAUAGUCUAAAGAUAUACAUAAUAAUAGAAAAUUGGGAACAUAAACUUUUGUAAUAGAUUACCCAUUAUAAAUAGGUAACAAAAAUCUUAAUAAUUUUAUAAAGUAUGUAAGCAGUGGAAUAGGACACCACAUUUAUGAUCUACUUUCUUUUCUAUCACCUUUAUAAUUUUUAUCAAUUCAGUAUCGCUAAAAUUUUUAUUGACAAAAAAUCAAGUAGGCACCUACCUAUGGAUUUUGAACUAUUUAUCUUAUUACUUAACGAAGACGAAGACAUUUUGGGCUCAUGAAAGUUAACCUUAGCAGAAUUUGUUCACAUUUUUGUUCAUUACUUCCUAUUUACUUAGGUAUUUAUCUAUUUUCCUAAUAAAUUUGAGUCACCUUAUUACUGUUUAUUUACUGUUUUUGUGAAAGUUUUACAGUGUUCCCAUUUCGAUUACAAAAUUACCCUCACCGGUUUAUGAGUGUCUUUCUAAUCGAAUACCUGCUAAAUGACUUAUUCUACGCAGUCUAUUGUUGUUGAAUAAAUAUUCAGCUAUCAUAAAUGUUAAUCCAUUUAAAUAUCACAGCAAUUAUAUAAUGAUAGUGUAAGAUCCUACGAUACGAUUAUUAUUUUAUUUUCGUAAACAAAAACAAAGGGUAAAAUCUCUUGGUUGGCAACCCACAUUUAUGUCUUUGACAACUACGUUUUGUUCAAGGACCUUUACGGUUUUGUUCAUAACUUAUAAAAGCUUACGCUUCUGUUUUCUAGAUGCAACUUAGAUAUUCUUGGUAUUUAAUUUUAAAUGAAUUCAUUGAAGGGCUUAGUAAGGGAGACGAGGACAAUCUAUUAAACACAGUUAAUAAAACUGAAAGCAACAAUACGGAAUAUGACGUAACAUUGACAGAGAAGUCGAUCCGUCAACUUUUAAUUGUCAACUCUCCAUGAAAGAAUCAGCUGGUUUGCGAUUUCUUCAUUCUUGCUUGGUUAUCUGCCUUGAUUUCAAAUAUUUUAGUUAGUUAUUAACGAUGGCAUUACGAACGGGUAUACUUAAGUUAUCCAAUAUACGAUGUGCAACGCAGCAAGCGUCAAGGCUCCGCGUUAUGAGUACUCAAACAUCUACCAAAGAAGGCAAUGCGACGGAAGAAAUGAAACCCGGCCAGACACAUUUCGGAUUCCAAGUCGUUGAUGAACAGGAAAAAACCAAAAAGGUUCACGAAGUGUUCGAAACUGUAGCAGAAAGGUAUGACCUCAUGAAUGAUGUGAUGUCUAUGGGCAUCCACCGCAUGUGGAAGGAUAUCUUCAUGUGCCGCCUGGCACCCAGGGCGGAAACUAAACUGCUGGACAUGGCUGGUGGCACAGGGGACAUAGCAUUCAGAUACAUAAAGUACUUGCAGAACCUAGGCCCAUCCCAAGGAGCACACAGCAGUGUGACUGUCUGUGACAUCAACCAGGCCAUGCUAGAUGUUGGCAAGCAAAGGGCACAAAAAUUAGGCUACACGGCGGAGUCGUGCGGAGUGGACAUAAACUGGAAGUGUGCUGAUGCGGAGCGCCUGGACCUGCCCGACGACAGCUACACCGCGUACACCAUCGCGUUCGGAAUCAGAAACUGCACUCACAUUGAAAAGGUAUUGGAGGAAGCAUACAGAGUCCUGACUCCUGGUGGUCGCUUCAUGUGUCUGGAAUUUAGUCAACUUCCAAAUGAUACACUCCAGUGGGUAUAUGACCAAUAUUCGUUCCAAGUCAUCCCUGUGUUGGGUCAACUGUUUGUAGGACAGUGGAAGCCAUACCAAUACCUCGUCGAGAGCAUAAGACAGUUCCCCAAUCAGGAGAAAUUUAAAUCGAUGAUAGAAGACGCUGGCUUCCGACAGGUGACCUAUGAGAACUUGACAUUUGGUACAUGCGCUAUACACUCCGGAUUCAAGAUAUAAUGCCAUCAAACUGUUGUUAAGUUUUAUGUUUAGGUGUAAAUAUAAGUCAUUAAAAUUUGGUUAUUUAUA
Spodoptera exigua (beet armyworm) is the source of this 2418-nucleotide messenger RNA. The record is from the annotation of a GenBank genome assembly. NCBI's taxonomy places the organism in Eukaryota, Metazoa, Arthropoda, Insecta, Lepidoptera, Noctuidae.